GUCCGUUCUUUCGACUUUCUCUCAACACGGUACGUUGUAAUUUGGGUAAACAAACCGUGGAAGACCCCAUAGGGUGCCAAUAUUUCACCAUUUCGUCCAAAGAGACGACAACUACUCAACAGUCGACGUAAGUUCUAGGUGUGGGAGAAAGGAAGCAUAUUUUCUUGUUGCUGACAUCAAGAAGUACACUCUUGAAAAUUACGAUGAACACUACAAUAAACACUACAGAUACAGAGAACUCCUCUGACGGGCAGUCACCUGGCCCCAGCUCUCUACAUAAGACGAUCUUCACAGUACUGUAUUCGAUGACCAUAUUUGUGGCAGUGGUCGGAAAUCUUCUUCUGAUCUUCAUCAUCAAAAGAAGACCAGAAACAAGAUCGCUGACUGGUUUCCUGUUUGUCAACAUGGCCGUCGCUGACCUUCUGGUGGCUCUGAUUGCUAUACCUGUCAACCUGCAUAUCCUGCACGGUGGUGGGGUAUGGGCAACGGGAAUGUUUGGAAAUGUCACGUGUUCGCUUACGUUUUUCACGUUUUAUGUCACACUCAGCGCAUCCAUUUUAAGUCUGUUGAUUAUGUCAGUGGAUCGUUACUUUGCAGUUGCCCGUCCUCUUCACCGUUUUGAGACGUUUCGAAAGGCUAGAGUCCUAACUGUGUUUAUUUGGUUGAGUGCAAUGCUUUUCUCCAUUCCAGCUGCUAUUAUUUGGAGGCUUGUUCAUUGGCCUCAAACUGAGGGUUUGGUUUGCGGUCCAAAAUAUGAAGAGCUUGGCAAAUUUGGGACGAGGGUUUUCUACACUUACCUCGUUCUAAUUAUGUACCUGAUUCCACUUAUCAUAAUAAUUACCCUUUAUUCUCGGAUCUGCCUCACGCUUUGGCACCGAAGUAUGCCGGGUGAAGCUUCGUCCGAAAUUGAGAAACGUAACGAGAUUACGAAGCGAAGAGUUGUGCGCAUGCUCGUCAUAAUCACUGCUGUUUUCGCUCUUUGUUGGUUCCCGACUCACUUUUUUCAUUUACUUAUUGCAUAUCGUCCUGACGUCUUGUCGAAACUUCCGUAUUACGUAAUGAUCCUUUGCUUCUGGUUGGGUCACGCAAACAGUGCGGUAAACCCAUGGCUGUACAUGAUGUUAAAUGAGAAAUUCCGCAUCGCCCUCAGUGCUACUGUACGCGGAAGGGAUCCAAGAAUGCGAUCCGGCUCAAACAGAACCCAGUCCACCACAAAGUACACUUCAAUCAAAGGCGGCAAUUCGUUCAAGACAAGACAGUCAAAUCGAGAAAAAUCCAAAGCAGAAACAUUCAUGUGAGACGAUAUGCACUUAAUCUAACCUAAUGCUUAUCGGACUUCUUCAUGUAAAACCGCCAUCAAAUGUCCUGCUGCCAUAGAAAGCGCGAUUUACGACAUUCAGUAAUUUAGAGUUCUGCGUGCGAUAGUGUCAGAAACGUUGGAGUGCAAUUGAUAGUUGAUGGUUGUCAUUGCCGUUUGACAAAUUUUUCAAUGUUCUCCCCCGCAAAGAGAGUCAGCACGUGAGGGAAGAAGAAGAUCGAGUGAUCCUUUGCCAAUAUUUCUAUGUCGAACCUCCUUACCUGAGAACAGACGCAAGAUUCUCAGACAAGAAUUAACUGACUUAGCUAUAGUUGCAACGAUCCCUCCAUCAUUUGUUACUCAACGGUAUUUGCUAGAAUUUAAAAUCCGUAAGGAGACACUGAUUGAGCCCUGGUGAGCCCAACCUUGACCAGCGCGUUUUUUUGUUUUUUUGUUUUUUUUCGGUUUGGCGGCUCUUUUUUAUCGAAUUUUUUUACCCCGUAACCCUUGUGGAUAUAGUAAGGUUUGGUGCCGAAAACACUUUGUUUUGUUUAUUGAUAGUUUUUGUUUUUUGUUUAUUAUAUUGUUGUUAUAAUCACUAUUAUAGAAUGACUUAUCAAAAUCAUGAUGAUCAGCUUGAAAAAAGGGCCACCGUGCUCCAGCCAAUAGUGUUAUCCUAAUGCAAAAAAAUUUGUUUAGUUAUAAAACUGUUCUUAAUUGUAAGUGUGUUUCUUCCACGCCCCACAUUUAUGCUGCCAAAGAAAGGAGACCAAGGCCAGAAUUGCUUUCUGAGAGCAUUCAUUACAAGAUAUAAAAUAUGUAGAGCUUGACAAAGCUCACGAUUU
Molecule: messenger RNA, 2142 nt
Organism: Pocillopora damicornis (cauliflower coral)
Lineage: Eukaryota; Metazoa; Cnidaria; Anthozoa; Scleractinia; Pocilloporidae
Product: prolactin-releasing peptide receptor
Biological process (GO): G protein-coupled receptor signaling pathway
Cellular component (GO): plasma membrane
Molecular function (GO): G protein-coupled receptor activity
Source: RefSeq, a predicted model, not a curated record